AUGAUACCACAUCCCUCCGCCGGCGUCCAGCCAUGGGGCCGUUCCGUGCGCGCCCUCAAUAACGGCUCAGGACGCGUUGAUGCGUCUCAAACUGUGGGUCUCCCUGACCCUCAGUUGGAGAAGUCGUCAAUGUCCAUGCCGCAACCGCUACCCCGACAGCCGGCAGUGAUCGAUCUCACAACCAACACCACCGAUUUUCAGGACCGAGAACCCCCUGCUAAGAGGCUGAAACUAGACGUGCCUUCAGGAUCCUGUCCGGUUGAGGGAAGUCCAGCGCCUGGAAGUGGAGGAGAAGCGAGAAGCACCCCAGGCACCGCAAGUUCAAAACCGAAUCCGCUUUCCUGGCGUGGUCGGCCUGUAUGGUCAUUCCAGGCCUUGGUUUCGGAGACAACUGGGGCUGCGGAGGCGAAAGAAGAUGACGCUGCUUCGCAAGGCAAGAAUCCCGCAUCACCGCCUCCUUUACCUCUCGUCCCUUGGAAGUAUACUCCGCAGGAACCCUCCGGAAGCAACAGCGCAAGACCUCCCGAUAUUGCGCACACAAAGGAAGUGCAGACCACUCCAUAUCGUAUUGUCGUUCCCCCGGUUGCGCCAAGAGUGAAAGGGGAGAGAGUUGCGGACUUUUCCCCUUGGACAGGCAAUCACCCGGAGGAUACCCUUAACGACCAUACUGCGAAACAAGGCCACUAUGACCGAACCCAGGUCUCACAAAAUGAAUCGAAUACAGCACGCCCGUCCCUGUAUGCGCAGUUGAAGCAUCGCUCCGGUCUUCAAAUGCUCUCGUCCGUUUUUGCCGCUGCCCUCGAGAAGCGUCAAAGUCAUAAUACCGUCACUGCCCCGUCGAGUUUCAAGCCACCUCCCCGCGUCACGUUGACCGAUAACAAACGCGAGGCUUGGCUUCGGGACCUCGCGAAUCCGUCCGUCCCCUUGCGCAGGCUGAGUCGGACGAUCCCUCAUGGUAUUAGGGGCAAGGUGUUGCUCGAUCAAUGUCUCGGCAAAGGCAUCCCGGUCCCCCGGGCCAUAUGGUUGGCAAGGUGUGUCGGUGCCAAUGAAAUUCGUGCCUUUAAACGCAAAGGCACAAGCGGGGCGCUCGCGUUGGGCCUCGAGACUAAAUGGGUCCGCGACUGGACAUCAACUGUCCAACAGUUUCUCGAGAGCGUAAUCAGCACUUGUGGAACUUCGGAUUGGAAAACAAAGAUGACAUAUGCUGUCAGCUUAACUUCUCGUUUGUUCUUCGAACGCUUGCUAGACCAUGAUCAGUAUCUCGCGUGGUUCUUAUUGUCAUUAGAAGCCGCACCGCUUAAUACUGUGCCUGUUUGGCUAUUGAUGCUCGGCAUAUACUGGAGCAAUAUCAUGCGAUAUAGAAAACGUGGUCGACGAUUAGCCGAGGUGUUACUGGACAAGCUGCACCAGAUCAAACAGCCUGGACAGCACACAGCCUUUGAGCCGUUGGUGGAUCGCUUAUCCCGCUGCGUAAGGAGACUGGUGCUGGAGCAUACAUCAUCUGUCAUACUUCCGAAUUCGUGGGAGAAGUACAAGGACCUGGUUGCCUCGUGCAUGAAUCUGAAAGAAACGCCUGACAAGACAACAUUGCAGAAUCUUGCCGAGCGUAAUGCACGAGUCCAGCUGCCUAGCAGUCACCAAGACACGGCUCAACGGUUACCUCAGCAACAUGUCAUUCACCUGUUCGAUUCCAUACGCUCAGCACAUGACAUCUCCUCUGCCUCUUCUACCUGUCUGGGUGCUGUAGAAGACAAGGCCUCUUUGGUCUCGAAACUACUUGAAUGGGCAGCUACCCCCUUCCGUCAUGGUUCUCGCCGUGUGUAUACCAGCGUUCGCCUGCUGCGAAAAUGGAAGAUGACGGGGAUGGAUGUUGAAUCACACAUUCUCGCUUUCCUUGCCGAUGUUCAGAUAACCAGCCGAGUGAAUAUGGACAAUGUUUAUCAUAUCAUUGCUGAACUUGUCCGGUCUCAGACGUUCUCUGUCGGCAGGUACUUGCAAUGGCUGAUGGCCAAAGGGAUGGCGAACGAUCCUUUGCCUGGUCAACAACAGGCUAUCUCAUCUGACCUUCGCCUUCUCGUACAACUUCCCUUGGCUCGCCUUCCGGAUUAUGUGCGUAAUCUCCGCAAUACGCUGUUAAGCCGCGCUGGCAUGCUGGCCUCGCAGGAGGAGUCGACCAUUGCAACCGUCAAGGCGUCCAUCGCUCAACGGCUUCCGAAAAUCUUCGGUGCCCAAAUCAGUGAUGCAAUGCUGACUGACCUGUCAUUACCGAGUUUAACGUGGGCCGUCAAGUCCGAGAUUGGUCUGUGGAUUCGUCGUGGAGUGUCUGGACACCACCGCGAUCCAGUCAGGAAAUACGCCCAUAUCCCCAUGUUAGCUGAUGCUGGUGUUUCUGCCCUUACUCCCAGCGAGUUCUACAGUAUUCGGGACGUCCUGGAAAGCUUCGGGGAUAUCUCGAUGCUCGCAGACGUGCUCAAGCAGGCGACGAAUUGCGACGACAGCAUUGUUCUGGCUUCCGUUGCGGACACUGUCAAUUACCAUUUCGACUCACUGUGUGUUAUUGGUGCUGCAACCGAUCUCUUCAAGGGGCUCGUUGAAUCCUAUGCUCGCCUUAAGAGACUUGGGGCGCCCAGCUUGGACCUUAUCUUCUCGUUGAUCGAGUUAGGGCUACGAAUGCCCAGCGAGUUCAACACUGUUGCUCUUCUGCGUCAGGAUCUGUCUCGGAUUGAGCACAAGUCGGCUCUCGCUGCGCCGUCCCCUCUCUCGGACCAUAUACCGAUGGGCUUCAGUGAGGUUGACUCUUCGUUCCAGGAAAAGCUGGAUCAGAUUCUGUUUUCUGGAGGUGGAAUGGAUGAGUCUACUAUGGAUUCCAUAUUCAAUUCGUUGACUAGAGCGUUGGGAACUGAACAUGGUUCUGUCAAACUGGCACCGAAUGACAUUUGCAGGUAUCUGGCUUACCUGAGGUCCUUCCACCCUAAACGCUUCGAUGCAAGGCUGGUUCGGUGGGUCUGUGGGCUUUUGAGGUCACCGUCGCGGUCCGCAUUAGUCCGUAUCCUUCCUCCUCUGAUUGGGGUUGGUUGCGUUACCAUCCAUGCCUUCGUGACGCUUGUAAAGAAGCUCUUGCAAUCGGAAAGGGUGGCCUCGGUAGUUCCCAAGGUCACCGACCUGCGGCUGGAUCUUCUUGAACUUCUGGUUCCACGGGGCCCGGACCAAAGCCGCUACGCAGAUAUGGUGACAUACCGCUAUUACUUAGCACAGCAGGAGUUCAUUGACAAGCAUCCCGAGGAAUGCCUGGGGAUCAUUCGCGAUGCUGUGCCGUUGAUCAAUACUAGAUAUCCUGAGGUUGCCGGUGUAUCCGACCAGACGGACCUUGUGAACUGCGCCAUGAACUUGCUUCAGACCCUCCUUACGCAGAAACCGGAACGCAUGGUACAAUGCUGCAUGCAGAAAUUUGUAGGCCAGGACUUGGCUUCCACAGCGCUUCUACAAAAGGCGCUCGAUACGCUUCUUGGCUUCACUUCACAAGAUCCCCAAGCUAUGCCUGAAGCCGAGAGAGUCAUUUGCAUGAACAAUGACUUCUCGCUCCCCAUUUGUCAGUUGAAGCUUCAGGUCCUGUUUAAUGCAGAAGCGGGCAAUAAAGUCGAUAAUGGUAUCGUGGACGUGAUGUUCAAGGCUGCAAUGGCCGAUGCUCGCUCCAAGCGGUCCCACUGGUACGGUCUGGUCAGUCUGAUGAGCCAGGAUGCAGUGCGACAGAUUAGGGAGCGAGCUGAGAAGGGGUUCUUUUCCGUCCCUAUGCUCGAGGAGCCCAUCGGCGAUCCUACCGUCCCGGACCAAUCGAACUCCAUCGAGACCGCCCGACUUUAUCUGACAAUUGUCGAAAAGCUGGCGCACAGCAUUCCUGAAGCCGGUUCGCAAUCGGUUGCGCCUGUCCUGGUGGAGCGAAUGGAGCUGCUACUUCAGAAAUUUAUCACCAUGCAGCCAAACCUGUCUGGUGCCGUUGAUGCCAGUCAAACAGCUCAGGUGCGCUCGAAUUUCGAAAGAAGCCUGGCAUUCUGGUUCUCGGCCUUGCUCCGACUCGUUGUCAUCCACCGUGCAGCAUUUACCAUGCCGACAUUAGCACCCAGGCUGAAUGGCCUGCAAGACCAAUCUCGGAUCUUGAUAUCCAUCUUCUGCAUCUCUCUGGCCCGCCUACCCGACCGUGUCAUUCGACUCUACCCGUCGGCCAAUUACUUCCCCCAUCCGGUGCAGUCCGAAAACUACCGCCCUUGUCCGGGAAUUUUGCUGCAGACCCAUGCCUUGGAUGUCGCAGCAGCGCUGAUCGAUACGUUUCCGGACGAGGCACGGCAGCAAUGCGCCCGGUUUCUCCGGGAGAAAUGCCCCCCUUUCCUCCAAUUUCAGAACGACUCCCGGUUCCUCUAUCUUCUCGGUCCCAUGAUGGAUACAUCGACUUCCAACCCUCCCCAACCUGCAUCUCUACCGUCUCCUGCUGCCGGUGGUUCAACUCCCACGCCGACUGCAAGUCUUUCCGGCGGGCCACCUAAUCCACAGCAGACGAUAUCCUCAGCUCCUUCAGGACUCCCUGCUGGGUUAUCUGAAGGCGUCAACUGCAUCGCCAGUCAUCUCCGCCUUCAGUACCGCGGCCGUGUCAUUGGCGCGUAUCCGGUGCGUCCCUGGGAACUGCUCGAAGACGCGGCUCCGAUUGUGGGAAUGAACGACACGGCCGUGAGCCUGAAAUACUUUGACGCCCGCCGCGUCAGGGCUUAG
Messenger RNA from Aspergillus ibericus CBS 121593, 4761 nucleotides. RefSeq names its product mediator of RNA polymerase II transcription subunit 12. The transcript has 9 exons. The record is from RefSeq and is a predicted model, not a curated record. Gene Ontology annotation, cellular component: mediator complex. NCBI's taxonomy places the organism in Eukaryota, Fungi, Ascomycota, Eurotiomycetes, Eurotiales, Aspergillaceae. Gene Ontology annotation, biological process: regulation of transcription by RNA polymerase II. Bases 1 to 4761 code for a protein of 1586 amino acids. Gene Ontology annotation, molecular function: transcription coregulator activity.